Paramuricea clavata is the source of this 2186-nucleotide messenger RNA. NCBI's taxonomy places the organism in Eukaryota, Metazoa, Cnidaria, Anthozoa, Malacalcyonacea, Plexauridae. The record is from the annotation of a GenBank genome assembly.
AUGGCUAGUAGCUUCAUAAAGACAAGAAGUUUCUUUAAUGCUGGUAAAUUUGCAUCUUAAUCUUGUUUCUGUGCAUGCGAACUUUAAAGACAUGCUUUGCAAAAUAUAGUGUAUUUCAGUAUCUGUACUUUAUUUAUUGCUCAUUUUAUAAAUAUAUAUUUGAUUUGAAUACAGCCAGGCCAGGUCAUAUUGGAGUAAGACUGCUGUCUAAUGGAACACCAGAGGUAUUUAAUAGUUUUAUACAAUUUUCGGGACAGUAUUUAUAAAUUUAUAUUAAUAAUACACUUUGAUAGUUUGAUUGUUUAAAUGUUAAUUUUUAGGAGAAGAGAACAUUCGGAAAUAUGAAAGUAUGUAAAUGAAGAAAAAAUAAAUAAUACACUAUUUGAAAUUUUAUAAGUGUUUUAAUUUGUUGAGUAAAAAUGUGUCUUAGUUAUUUUUUUGUGUUUCUUAAAAGGAUGAAGACAGAAUAUUUACUAAUCUAUAUGGUAGACAUGACUGGAAACUUAAGGGGGCUAUGAAAAGGGUGGGUGUACCAUAGAGUACCAUUUGUACUGGCAAUACAUUGACCACCAUACCAUAACUUUCAUCUAACUACUGUAUUUCUGUAACACAGGGUGAUUGGUAUAAAACCAAAGAAAUAUUGUUAAAAGGUUCUAAUUGGAUUCUGGAUGAAAUUAAAAUGUCUGGACUAAGGGGCAGAGGGGGUGCUGGUAAGUAGUUAUUAAUAUAUGACCAUCACCACCAUCGUCACAAUCACCAUCAUCCUCAUUAUUAUCACCAUCAUCACCAUGACCACUAUCAUUAUCACCAUGACCAACAUCACCAUCAUCAUUAUCAGUAUGACCACCAUCACCAUUAUUAUCAUCACCAUCAUUAUUAUCACUAUGACUACCAUCACCAUAAUCAUUAUCAGUAUGACCACCAUCAUCAUCACCAUCAUUAUUAUCAUCAUUAUCACCAUGACUACCAUCAUCAUUAUCAAUAUGACCACCAUCAUCAUCAUUAUUAUCACCAUCAUUAUAAUUACCAUCAUUAUUUUCACCAUCAUUAUUAUCACCAUCAUCACCAUCAUUAUUAUCACCAUGACCACCAUCAUCAUUAUCACCAUCAUUAUUAUCACCAUCAUUAUUAUCACCAUCAUAAUCACCAUCAUUAUUAUCACCAUCAUUAUCACCAUCAUUAUUUUCACCAUCAUUAUUUUCACCAUCAUUAUUUUCACCAUCAUUAUAAUUACCAUGACCACCAUCAUCAUCACCAUCAUUAUCACCAUCAUCACCAUCAUCAUUAUCACCAUCAUUAUUAUCACCAUCAUUAUAAUUACCAUCAUUAUAAUUACCAUCAUUAUUAUCACCAUCAUUAUUAUCACCAUCACCAUCAUCAUCAUCACCAUCAUUAUCACCAUCAUCACCAUCAUCAUUAUCACCAUCAUUAUUAUCACCAUCAUUAUAAUUACCAUCAUUAUAAUUACCAUCAUUAUUAUCACCAUCAUUAUUAUCACCAUCACCAUCAUCAUCAUCACCAUCAUUAUCACCAUCAUCACCAUCAUCAUUAUCACCAUCAUUAUUAUCACCAUCAUUAUAAUUACCAUCAUUAUAAUUACCAUCAUUAUUAUCACCAUCAUUAUUAUCACCAUCACCAUCAUCAUCAUCACCAUCAUUAUCACCAUCAUCACCAUCAUCAUUAUCACCAUCAUUAUUAUCACCAUCAUUAUAAUUACCAUCAUUAUAAUUACCAUCAUUAUUAUCACCAUCAUUAUUAUCACCAUCACCAUCAUCAUCAUCACCAUCAUUAUCACCAUCAUCACCAUCAUCAUUAUCACCAUCAUUAUUAUCACCAUCAUUAUAAUUACCAUCAUUAUAAUUACCAUCAUUAUAAUUACCAUCAUUAUCACCAUCACCAUCAUCACUAUCAUUAUCACUAUGACCACCAUCAUCAUCACCAUCAUCACUAUCAUUAUCACUAUGACCACCAUCAUCAUCACCAUCAUGAUCACCAUUAUUAUUAUAACCAUGACCACCAUCAUCAUUAUCACUAUGACCACUAUCAACAUCACCAUCAUUAUCAUCACCUGACCAUCACCACCACCAUCAUGACCACCACUGUUAACACCAUCUUCACCACUUGUUCCAGGGUUUCCAACAGGAAUGAAAUGGGGUUUCAUGAAUAAACCUUCAGAUGGAAGGUAA